Closterium sp. NIES-65 is the source of this 1089-nucleotide messenger RNA. The record is from the annotation of a GenBank genome assembly. Lineage: Eukaryota; Viridiplantae; Streptophyta; Zygnematophyceae; Desmidiales; Closteriaceae.
AUGCAAAGCGUUGCAUCAAUUUGGCAGCCGCUUGCGCGCUGGCCCUUGCUGCUCUUUGCCGCUCCCUUCCGCUCAUCCUCGUCGUCCCCCUCUUCCCCGCCCCAUUCGCGUGUGCAGCUCGGCGUGUGUGUGACGGUUCUGAAGCAGCAGUGCCGCGAGCAUGGCGUCGCCCGAUGGCCGUUCCGCAAGAUCCGCAAGCUCGAUCACAUGCUGUGCGCGCUCGAGGGGGCCGUCAACCGCCCGGGGGCGGCGAGCAGCAGCCAGCCCGCGCUCACGGCGCAGCAGGCGCACACGAACCACCAGCGGAAGCGCAAGAUUGGCGCGGUGAAGGAGACGCUGUCGGGGCUCUUGACGGAUCCCAACUCCGCGGCGCACAUGCGCCUCGGCAAGAUUAAGUACAAGCGCUUCCGGCCGUUCCUCGCGGAAGAUGAUCGGAACAUUCGCCCGCGGCCCCUGCACGCGUCGGCUCGACACGCUCACGCUCCCGCUGACGUUCCCGCCGACGCUGACAUUGACGUUGACGUUGACGCUAACGUCAGUGGCUCCAACGCCGAGGCGCGCAAUGCCGCUGGCGCUGGCACUUUCCAUAUGCCGGACUUUGACAUGAACGAGCCGCCUUGCAGCGAGGUCGAAUUCGACAGUUCCGCCGAUUUAACCCGUUGCGCGGAUGCCGUUGCUUGCGCGCGCGACAUUGCGUGCGCGCGCGACAUUGCGUGCGCGGACGGCAUUGCUUGCGCGGGCAACGAAGCACGCGCGGACGACGUUGCUCGCGCGGACGGUAUUGCGGCCGACUCGUCCUGUUUCACGACGCCUCUCCCCACGCCGCUGCCCACGCCGCUUUCCACGCCCACGUCCUCUCGUCGCCCGCCGCCCGCGCUUCCCCCUUUGUCCCUCGAGCCGUGCAGCGCGCUGGCAUGCGCGCGCGCACUUCCCCGCUCCUUACUCUCCCCUAUUGCCUCCGCUGGAAACGCGAAUCCAUUCACCUCGCCGCUGCACCUGCCAUCACUCCCAUCCCUUCCACUCGCGUCGCCGCUCUGCCUGGACGACGAUGUACCAGCUGCGAGGCAUUGUCUAUACAAUGCAUUCUAG